Conger conger (European conger) is the source of this 2903-nucleotide messenger RNA. Its product is annotated as serine/threonine-protein kinase PAK 5-like. The transcript has 9 exons. Bases 355 to 2325 code for a protein of 656 amino acids. NCBI's taxonomy places the organism in Eukaryota, Metazoa, Chordata, Actinopteri, Anguilliformes, Congridae. The record is from RefSeq and is a predicted model, not a curated record. Gene Ontology annotation, biological process: protein phosphorylation; intracellular signal transduction; regulation of MAPK cascade. Gene Ontology annotation, cellular component: cytoplasm. Gene Ontology annotation, molecular function: ATP binding; protein serine/threonine kinase activity.
AUGUGUUUGUAGGAGUUUUUGAAGGAGUGUGUUUGUGUGCUUUGUGAUAUACUAAACAGUUAGGUAUGACCGCCUGUGGUUUUCAAUCUAAGUGGGUGGAAUAUAAGGGAGACAGAAGCCAAAUUUCACGCGCAAAGGACGUGAAGCAGUGAACAGCACAGGUGAGGUUAGCCUGUGUGGUGCAGACGUGAAUGACCAUCAGCGGGGGCAGACAUGGGGAUUUUGGAACGUAGCUGGUGCAGCCUGCACCAAAAGAACCGACAUUCCCAGCUGCACCCACCCACCUGCCCUCUCUGACUGGACAAGACGGUACCUGUAGCCGGGUGAGAGGUCCUAUCUCUUUCUGGCCAGAGGAUGUUCCGCAAGAAGAAGAAGAAGAAGAAGCUGGAGAUCUCGGCGCCCAAGGACUUCGAGCACCGGGUCCACACCUCCUUCGAUUCCAAGGUCGGGAACUUUGUGGGUCUGCCGACCCAAUGGCAUGGCCUCAUCGAGACCCCGCGGCGCCCCAAGCCCAUGGUGGACCCCUCCAGGAUUACCCCCACGGAGCUGAAACCAAAGAAGACCGUUGUUCGCGGGAGCAUUAUCGGACACGGGGAAUACAUCGCCGCGGCUCUAUCGCAGCUGAGCCACCUCUCGGUCACAAGUUCGAAUGCGCUGCGGAAGACCAGUACCUCAGAAAAGGAGAAGGCCCCCUCCUCGGGCCGGCCUGAAAAAGCGCAGGAGGAUGGGGACCGCAGGCUCGAGGGCCUCGCCAAUGACAAUAGAGGCGGGGCCAGAACACACAAUGCGGGCGGUGAAAACUGGAGCCACGCACGCCCCUGGACUGACAAGGCUGCGGCCCUCCCCCACUCUAACCACGAGGCGAACGCCCGCACCUCCAAUGGGGCCGUGCCCCACAUAGCUGCUGUGGAGCUGCCCCUCCCAGGGACACAUUGCGAGGUGGUGCCCAUGGAUAUGCCUGAACAGAAUCCGGAUGUGGCCCCCCACUCGGUUUCUGUCUCUGGCCACGGCCCCCUGGAGGCACUCGCACAGGAGCCUCAGGUGGAGUUCAGAGCGCACACACCGGAACCUCGAGUCAACGCCUCACCGCUGCUCCGCACUCAUAGCAGCUUCCGCAGACCCAACUCUUACAAUCGGCAGGCCGUCUCUGUUCAACGAUAUCACUCCUUUCACAACGGCAUCGGAGACGCAAUCCCCCGAGGCCUACGGACGUACCAGGCCGUGCGCGUGCCCGCCAGCUACACCGCCGGACUGUCUCCGCACCUGUACGCCAGGCAGGGCCUUAAGCCCCCCCUCCCCAGGCACGACAGUCAGACCCAAUCCCGCCCGACCCCGGCGGGGUCCCCCUCCCCGGGCCCCCGCGGUACCGGCUCCCCCUCUCUCUACCGCCCCCAGCGCUCCUCCACGGACCCCGGCCACGACCCACCCGAGGUCAGCCACGAGCAGUUCAGGGCCGCCCUGGAGCUGGUGGUGGACAGGGGGGACCCGCGCUGCUACCUGGAGAACUUUGUGAAGAUCGGGGAGGGCUCGACGGGCGUGGUCUGCAUCGCCCGCGAGAAGCACGGCGGUCGACAGGUUGCCGUGAAGAUGAUGGACCUGUGCGGGCAGCAACGCCGGGAGCUGCUCUUCAACGAGGUGGUGAUAAUGCGGGACUAUCGGCACAAGAACGUGGUGGAGAUGUAUAAGAGCGCCCUGGUGGAUGAAGAGCUGUGGGUAAUCAUGGAGUACCUCCAGGGCGGCGCUCUAACCGACAUAGUAUCUGAAACCAGACUGAACGAGGAGCAGAUUGCAACGGUGUGUGAGGGUGUGCUACAAGCUCUGGCCUUCCUCCACACUCAAGGCGUCAUCCACAGGGACAUCAAGAGUGACUCUAUACUGCUCUCUCUGGACGGGGAGAUCAAACUCUCAGACUUUGGGUUCUGUGCCCAAAUCAGCAAAGACAUUCCCAAGAGGAAGUCCAUGGUGGGGACUCCAUACUGGAUGGCUCCAGAAGUCAUUUCCAAAAUACCUUAUGGCCCUGAGGUGGAUGUGUGGUCUCUGGGCAUCAUGGUGGUGGAGAUGGUGGAUGGAGAACCUCCGUACUUCGACGAGACGCCACUGGUGGCCAUGAAGAAGCUGAGGGACGAGCCCUCACCUACUGUCCGGAGCGUGCACAAGAUCUCCCCGAUGCUGACGGACUUCCUGGGACGCAUGCUGACCCGGGACCCUCAGCAGAGGGCGAGCGCAGCCGAACUGCUGGAGCACCCCUUCCUCCUGCAGGCAGGGUCGCCCCGGUGCCUAGUGCCCCUGGUGGAGAUGCACCGCAAGCGCAUGUCCAGAUGCUGACCCCGGGGGACCCCGGCUCCGGCCCCGAGCCUCCACACCCGGCCCCUAAUUCACCAUCGGAGGGGCAGCAAAAGCUCCUUUAAGAUACCGUCCAAGUCUGCAGGAGAAUGGCGCGAUUGUUGAUAUUCACCUUCGGCAGUACAAGGAGAACCUGUUGGAGCAAGUACUUGGAGCGGGAGGAACCAGGAAAUCAUCUAAAUCUCAUGGACUUUUUUUUUUUCAAGUUUCAUUUAAAAAGGUGCAGUAUUGACUUCUGGAGUCUUCUAAGUAUAGAAGCUAGUUGGCCGCAGAACUAAACAAUUAAAAUGAAAUGAACAGGUUUUAUUAAAAGAUAUUUUUGAGCAAGAUCUGGCGCCCACCUGCUGGGAGGGUUCACCAAAAUGCUGACUGUGCAGUGCUAACAGUUUAGCAUUCAUCUUCAGCUUUCAUAAUCACAGGAUUACUUUUUUUUAUAUGCACUGUACACGAUACUAGGAUUUGUAUGAAGGCUUGUCUGAAGGUUGUAAAAAACAUUUUUUAAGAUGUGUAAAAAUAUGUGUCCAUGUACAAACAUUAAAUCUCAUCCUUACUGAGAAUAA